Molecule: messenger RNA, 1885 nt
Organism: Talpa occidentalis (Iberian mole)
Lineage: Eukaryota; Metazoa; Chordata; Mammalia; Eulipotyphla; Talpidae
Gene: LRRC75B
Product: leucine rich repeat containing 75B
Exons: 4
Coding region: 1-954 (317 amino acids)
Source: RefSeq, a predicted model, not a curated record
AUGGGGGCGCGGCUGGGCCGGCGGGCUGGCCCCGGGGCGGGCUCGGAGGCCGGGGCGGCGGCCGGGUGCGGGCCCGCGCCCUAUGAGCGCCGGGUUCGCUGGCUCCGCGAGAUCCAGUCCACGCUCCGCGAGCGGCGGCCCGAGCGCGCCCGGCAGCUGCUGCGCCUCCUGCGCCAGGACCUGGGCCUCGAGGGGACCCUCCUUACCAGCAUCCUCUACAGGAACGUGGCCAUGCUCAAUCUGGUGGACCCCAUCUCCCAUGACCUGCUCGUGAACCUGGCCCGGGACCUGCAGUGCCCCAAGACGGACUAUGAGCUCUGGAAGUCCUCCGACAAGAUCUGCCGGCAGCUCAUCUACCACCUCACCCCUCACUCCAAGCGGCAGCGAGGGCCCAGCCUGCCCCGGAGGAAGACCCAGAGCUGCCUCAAGAGCAGCCUUCAGAAGACUCCACUGGCAGGGGAGACGGUGGACCUUUCAGGGAUCCGGCUGUCAGCAAGGGAUGUGCAGCACAUAACACGCUACCUGGGCAGCCAUGGCGCGGGCCUCGAGGUGCUGGACCUGAGCUUCACGGAGCUGAGUGACGAGUUGCUGCGCCUGCUAUUGCCCAGCCUCUGGACGCUGCCCUGCCUCACCCAGCUCCUGCUCAAUGGCAACCGCCUGACGCAGGCCACUACCCGCGAACUCACUGAGGCUGUCAAGGACACCACCAAGUUCCCCACGCUGGCCUGGGUGGACCUGGGCAACAAUGUGGAUGUGGCCACCCUGCCCCAGCCCCUGCUGGUUGGCCUGAGACGGCGGCUGAGCCAGCGCACCUCUCUCCCCACCAUCUAUGAGGGUCUGGACCUUGAGCCUGAACCUGAGGGCAGCACAUCUGGGCCCAUCACUGCUGCCUCUACCUGGGGCUCUGCAGCUGCUGUGUCAGGGUUUCAGUCCCAGGCCUGCUGCACCAGGUGACCGCCACCCCUCUGGCUCUUGCUACCUAAAAGACCAUGCUCCAAGUCCAUGGGAUGGGGAGUGAUGGCAACCCAGGAGAUUCCCCCAGCCCCCAGAGAACCAGUGUAAAUGCUCAGCCUGGGACUAAAGGAACAGGAGAAUGGGCUCAUCGGAGGCCCACGAGAUGGUCAGCCCAGGCCCAAGUCUCAGCCUUCCCUCCACAGGAGGGCCCAGUACACACCAUGCAGAACCCACAAUAAAGAACAAUGCCCCCCUCUGCCUCAGCCUUUCUGCAUCAUGGACUUCAGGGCCUCUGAGUGCCAGCUCUGAGACUGGGGUGGGGAGAAAGGGUGCAGAUAGCUGAGGGAUCCUGCCUAUCCUUCAGAGAGGGACAUACUGACCUCCCUCAUGUGCUCUCUGGGCAGGGCCGCGAGAGAGGGAAGAGUAGGACUGGGUCCAUCCUGGGGCUGGAACAUUAGAGGAGGGCUCCAGGGGCCUGGCCACCACAUCUGGGCAGGGCCUGGGCAUGUUACACAGAAAGCUGGAGAGGAGGGGGUUGGGAGAGGUGCAUCGCUCAGAAUGGAGCCCCACAGAAAGCUCAUGCCUGAGCCCAGGCUGCUGACCUCCUCAUCAGGCUGCUUGGGCUGGGACAAGACUAUACCAACAGGAGGAAAGGCUUGUUUCCCACAGGGCACAGGUCUGCUCACCAUCUCUGCUACUCACCCACCAUCACCUUCCCAACUCCGGUCCCCCCCUCCCGCCACAGCCUCCUGUACUUGGUGAGUUAAGAGACUUAUUAAAUCAGAAACAAAGAACUUGUGUGUUCCCUCCAGGCCCUGGGUGUUCAUGUACACAGUUCUUUCCUGUGGGGUACCCCAAGAGAGCAUGCAGGGGGUGGAGGUAGAUACAGCCAGCAGCAGGGGGUUUAGAAUUAGAGCAGUCCUAGGGCUGC